Messenger RNA from Colius striatus (speckled mousebird), 4534 nucleotides. RefSeq names its product NEDD4-binding protein 2-like 2. Gene Ontology annotation, biological process: negative regulation of transcription by RNA polymerase II. The record is from RefSeq and is a predicted model, not a curated record. Gene Ontology annotation, molecular function: transcription corepressor activity. The transcript has 6 exons. The coding region runs from base 74 to 1978 and encodes 634 amino acids. Lineage: Eukaryota; Metazoa; Chordata; Aves; Coliiformes; Coliidae. Gene Ontology annotation, cellular component: nucleus.
AGGCUGCGGGAACUGUGGCUGUUUAGUCAAGAGGAGACUGAGGAGGGUCAUAUUAAUAUUUACAAAUAUCUGAAUGAUGCUUCAUGCUGAAAGUAGAGAAAGACUCUGGGAGUGUCAGAAUGAAAUCACAAUUGAACCAUAUUCUAAAAAAAUAAAGUCAACAGAAGGGACUUACAAGAAGCUCUUUGAUGAGGAUAAUCAACAUAUACAGGAGGAACUGGAUACUGAGAGAAGAGCAAAUUAUUUGAUACCAGCAUAUGCCUCAGAUAACCAAGGGCAGCACGCAAUGCAGAAGCAAGAGAAAAUACUUACUGGUGUCUUGGAAAAACUGAAUGAAGUGCUUCCUGAAAAUAAUCUUGUACUUAGUCAUCCAGUUGAUCCAGAAACUCUGCAGAAUGUAAGUCCUCCAUUUUCAUCCAUAAGUGACACUAAUGUUGAAGAAAAGAAAGGCUCUUUUCUUACAAUUAAUGAUAGUGAGGGUAAAAAUAGCAGUAUGUUGUUCUCAGUAAGUAGAAAUGGAUCAGAUGAAGAGUUUUUUACAAGCAAAGAAUUUAUUGGACCGAUUUACAAGCCUCCUGAUAGUAACAAUGACAGUUGCAAUGAAUGUAGAAGCAGUGAGGGAGAUCCGAACGAAUUGCAUGACAACAGAGCUAGGAGAAAGGAAGCAAAGAAGAUGCAGACUAUUUCUUCUGUGGUACCAGAAAUAGAUUAUGAACUGGACCAGUUCUAUAAAGAAAUUCACCAGCUGGAAAGUGAAAAUUUAGAUACUAAUUUUCAGGAAAAAGAAACUGAAACUUCUCAGGAACAACAGUCUUCAUAUAACUGUAGCCAAACCUCACAAGAGGAUUAUCAACAUGUACUGCUGGGCAGCCCACAAACAUUUUAUGAGAAUGGACAGUGUUUCUUUGAACACAACAGUCAGAAAUCAAGCAAUGAGCAGCCGUUUGUUGAGGAAACAAAUAGCUGGAAAACUGAAAAUAACAGACAAGAUUCAAAAUAUUGGAACCACUCAGUGCCUGAAUUCCGACCUGCUUGGCAGUUAACAGAAUCUUUCAGAGUGCCUCGGGUACCUCUUCCUCCUAAAUUCAACCAACAGUCCCAUUUUCAGAUAGUUAAUUCUCCACCACAAAAAACAAAUGCUCUCCCUUCUCAGAAUGGUGAACUUUCUUAUAAAAGUUACCACAGUUACCAUGGAAAUGUGGAUAUCAACAGCCAUGGUCCAUUGCUUGAUCAGAGUACCAGCUGUGCUGAUCAUACCGGUAUCCAAACCACCCAGAUCUUCAGAAAUGGAAAUAAUGACCAGAAUGGACUUCAAAAUAAUGGUUUCUGUGAAACCAGAGAAGAGCGUUGGAAAGAUCUAAAAGCUGACAGUACAGAAGGAUUGCACAGCUUUUCUUCCUUGCAGUUACCUGAAGAAAGACUCAGUUGUUCACAGAAAUUGCUCUUCAUCUUAAGAGGCCUACCUGGCUCAGGGAAAUCAACACUUUCUCGUGUUCUGCUUGAUCAACGUCAUGAUGGCAUUGUAUUGAGCACUGAUGAUUAUUUUCGUCAACAAGAUGGAUAUACAUAUAAUGUUGCUCAGCUUGGCGAUGCCCAUGACUGGAACCAGAACAGAGCAAAGCAAGCAAUGGAGCAGGGAAAAUCUCCAGUUAUAAUAGACAACACUAAUACUCAAGCCUGGGAAAUGAAGCCAUAUGUGGAAGUGGCUCUAGAAAAGGGAUACAGAGUGGAGUUCUAUGAGCCAGAUACUUGGUGGAAGUUUGAUCCUGAAGAAUUAGAAAAGAGGAAUAAACAUGGGGUCACUCGUGAGAAGAUUGCCCAGAUGUUGGAACGAUAUGAAUUUCAAAUAUCUAUACCUAUUGUCAUGAAUUCAGUGGUACCUCCCCACAAAAACACUCAAAGGCCACCUCUGCAGCGAAGACAUAGGUGGGGAGGCAAUACAGACUCAUGGAAUUCUUUCAGUAUUUCCAGUAGCUGAUAACACAGUUGCAGUCAGUUAAUAAAAACCUGUUGCUUGCCCUUCUAAAACACAUCACCACCUCCAAUAAAGUAGUGGAUCUUCUGUGUUUUAAAUAGACCGAUUUCAAGACCAUCUUCUUCUGGAGGUCGUUCCUGAACGAAUUUGCAUGUAAAUAAAAUUGUACCUAAAAUGUGUUUUUUUUAAAACUAUUUAUUACAGUUGUAAUAACUUUGAUUUUAGUGAGAUAUUUAAUAUAUUGUGUCAUAUAGCAGAGUCUUCCUUCAUAAAUGUAAGACAAUGAUGUUGUCAUAUGCCAAGUAACUGUUGAGCAGGGUUUUUUUUUAAAAAAAGAGGUCAUAAUUAGAUAUCUAAUCUUGCAACCUGAUACAGGUGAACCUGCUUCUGCAGGGGGGUUGGACUAGAUGAUCUUUAAAGGUCCUUUCCAACCCUACCAUUCUGUGAUUCUAUGAUUCUAUGAUCUUUUAAAAGGUAAUUAAAGCCCCAGAAGAAGAGGUUCUUUAUGUAAUAACCAGUUUUAAUGAUUGUCAUUUAGUCUUCUUAUCUUUGAGGAGAUUGUCCUGGAUUGUCCUUUUGUUUUAUUCAGCAUAUAUUGCCAAUUGACAAUGUUUUGGCAUGUAUUUUAUGGUUUCAGUUGUGUCAUUUGGGUUUUUUUUUCAUCCCAGAAGCUCUUCUGGCAGCUGAAGCAACACUCUGCUAGUACAGUGUUCACCAGCCUUAAGACAGUGCAACCCAAAGUCUUUUUUUUAUUUGGUAGUAUAUAAACUAUGACAGUGGCUGCACACCACCAACCUUUUUUAUGCUGACUAUAAAAACCUGAAUUUUAUCACUAAAAUCAAAACAUUUCAUAGCUAUGUCUUUUCAAGUCAAUUUCUUUCAUUUACUGUAAAAAUGAAGCAUUAAAGCGUUAGACUGUCAAGUCCCAGUCCACAGUUGGGAUGUAUCAAUUCAAUAUAAGUAGCAGAUACACUUCUGUAAAACCAUAUUGCAUUCCUAAUUUUGGCACAGACAAUGUGAACUAUUUAGCACAUAAAAGAAUGAGCCAGCAUGGAGAUUGACUAAUUUACUGCCCUUUUCUCUUAAAAAAAAAAUAGUGAAUUUGUAGUUAUCACGCUACUUGCUUUCUAAGAGCUUGCUUUGUUAAUAAAAUAUAUUUGUCUUCAGUGUUGUUUUAGUAGUUCAAUGUCAGAAUUGUUUACUUCUAAGCCUGUAGGAUUUUAAACAAAUGAGCAUUGUUACUAACUUGCUAGCUGAAGUAACCUGUCUUCGUGUCUAACUCCAUUUGAUUUCCUUAUGCAAUGAGUAAGUAAAUCCUGAAUAAGUUGUGUCAAGAACAUUAGCACACAGCUAAAAGAGUUUUCAUGGUUUUCCAUUACUAAUUUGCUGUGAUAUCCAUCAGAAUUUUGAAAAUUCCAAAGCCAGCGUAUUUUUUUUUAAUUUAUAGACUAUUUUUAAAUGGGCCCUGAAAACUACUUCCUCUUUAAAGUUUGAACACCAUGAAAGUUGAAAAUCCAGGUGUAUAAUGAGGUGUCUUCCUGGAGUUUUCCACACCCAUUCUGCAAAUCUAAAUUUGUAUAAUUUCCUGUAUAUGUGCAAUAACAUUUCCCUGAGAGGUCCAACUAACUAUAAAAGUUGAAAUCUGCAGUUUCACAUUUUAAUAAUUAUUUUAAUUAUUUGAAAAAUAAUUUUAAAUGCCUCAGUAGCCCAUGGAUUGUUAAUACAUUGAAUUACGUGUGUAUAUAUAUAAAAAAGCUCUCCAACCAUAUGAAUGUCUCCGUUCGUUGUCUGUUAUUCAUACAAAUUAUUUGAAUGUGUUUUAGUUUUCAUGAUUAUCUUUUUCCAUGUCUCAACAGAAUCAUGGAAAUCAUUGCAAGUGGUCAGGAAUACUUCACUUCUCCUGAAGGUUUUAUAUUUAAAGAUGGAAGCAUAUUUCUAAUAGGAGGAAGAUUAAAAGGUUUAGAAAGUGGUUUUAUUUACUCUGUUACUUCAAGUCAUAAUAAAUGUAUAAAAUGUAUGGAGACUUUAUGUAGUAGUCACACAAUAUGCUAAGGUGUGAUAAAAAAGAGCUGCAUUAUAGAGAACUGAUGUUAUAUCUUUUGGUAUCUUCAGUUUUUGAAGGAAAUGAAUUAAUAUUUAAUGACAUUCUAACUGGAAUUUGUGUUUAAACAGAUGUGAAUUCAUACUAUUUUAAGAUGCUGCAUCAUUUUUUUGUGUUGUGUUUUUAAUAAAUGAUUGAUGGGUGGUGAGUAUUUUUGGUAUGCAAAGCAUGUUGUUCAAUUACAGGCUUGCAGUUUGCAAAAGACACAUAACAAGAAGGCAGUGCUUUGCAACUUGGCAUUCUAUUAGACAUUUCUUGUAAACUCCUUAAUCUGUAAAACUGUAUUCCAAGGUAAGUACAAUGACAUGGCAGGUGAAAGCACAAUGGAAUUAUUGUUUGUGUAAGACAGUUUCACGGUAUAUUAGUAUUUCAUGAAGAUAUGACAGUCACAGUUGUACAUAUAGCUCAGUAGUUGCUUUUACACUGAAAUACUUCAAUGAAAAAAGAAUAAAAAUACU